UUCAAAUCGUGCUGGUCUUCAAUUUCCAGUUGGUCGUAUUCAUCGUUUGUUGCGCAAAGGCAAUUAUGCUGAGCGUGUUGGUGCCGGUGCUCCAGUUUAUCUAGCUGCAGUUAUGGAAUAUUUAGCAGCUGAAGUUCUUGAAUUGGCUGGUAAUGCCGCUCGUGAUAACAAAAAGACAAGAAUCAUCCCACGUCAUUUACAAUUGGCCAUCCGCAACGAUGAAGAAUUGAAUAAAUUGUUGUCCGGUGUAACUAUUGCUCAAGGUGGUGUUUUGCCUAAUAUUCAAGCUGUACUUUUGCCAAAGAAGACCGAAAAGAAAGCAUAAAGUGAAAAAUAUAGGCGAAUUAUAAUUAUAAAUACCGACGCAAACAAACCGUCCUUUUCAGGACGACAAAAUACAUUUACAAAGAGAUUUAAAUAAUUUCUCACUAAAUGUGUUAUUUUUUCAUACAUA
This is a messenger RNA of Anastrepha obliqua, 454 nucleotides long. RefSeq names its product histone H2A-like. The record is from RefSeq and is a predicted model, not a curated record. Gene Ontology annotation, cellular component: nucleosome. The transcript is spliced from 2 exons. NCBI's taxonomy places the organism in Eukaryota, Metazoa, Arthropoda, Insecta, Diptera, Tephritidae. Bases 113 to 325 code for a protein of 70 amino acids. Gene Ontology annotation, molecular function: DNA binding; structural constituent of chromatin; protein heterodimerization activity.